AAAUAAUAUAAAAACGGAUGCUCUGUCCUUUGAAUUUACUCUUUUUGUCAGUGUGUAGGCAGCAGUUUCACGACCCAGUGUCCACCAGUAGGAGGCAUUCUCUGGUUGGGAAAUAUUCAUUCCUAGUAGAUGACAUUGUUUCCUUAUCUGUGAAUUCUGAGAAGGAGGACUGUUGUUUCUAUGAAGAAAGAACUAGCUCCACCCUCGGCUACUGCCACAGCUGCUCUGCCUAAACUAAGGACAAACAUUUUCCCUGUUUGUGGAUUUCCAACAUGGAUGCUUUUCAGGGGAUUUUAAAAUUCCUCCUUAACCAGAAAACUGCUAUAGGCUACAGCUUCAUGGCUCUGCUGACCGUGGGAGGGGAGCGGCUCUUCUCCCUCGUGGCUUUCAAGUGUCCGUGCAGCACUGAGAAUACUGUCUACGGGCUUGUUUUCCUCUUUGCUCCUGCCUGGGUGUUACUGAUCCUGGGAUUCUUUCUAAACAACAGGUCGUGGAGACUGUUCACAGGCUGCUGCGUGAACCCCAGGAAGAUCUUCCCCAGAGGCCACAGCUACCGCUUCUUCUAUAUCCUCGGCCAGAUCACUCUGAGUUCACUGGUGGCUCCAACGAUGUGGCUUUCAGUGGCUUUGCUCAAUGGGACUUUUUAUGAAUGCGCCAUGAGCGGGACGAAAAGUUCCAGACUCCUGGAAAUGAUUUGCAAGGGCAAGCCCAAAGAGUGCUGGGAAGAACUUUACAAAGUAUCUUGUGGCAAAACCAGCAUGACACCCACCGACAAUGAAGAGCUGAAACUGUCACUUCAAGCCCAGUCUCAGAUUCUAGGAUGGUGCCUGAUUUGUUCUGCGUCUUUCUUCUCUCUGGUCACCACUUGCUAUGCUCGUUGCCGAUCUCAAGUUAGCUACCUUCAGCUGAGUUUUUGGAAGACUUACACACAAAAGGAGAAGGAGCAGUUGGAAAAUAUGUUCCUGGACUAUGCCAACAAGUUGAGUGACAGGAAUCUGAAGUGCUUUUUUGAAAAUAAGAGACCAGAGGCCUUCCCCUUGCCCUCCUUUGCUGCCUGGGAGGCUGCUUCAGAGCUAUAUUCUUUCCACCAAACCCAGCAACACUACAGCACCCUCCACAGGGUGGUGGAAGAUGGUCUGGAACCUAGCCCUGAGGAAAAUGAGACAACAAUGGUCCUUGUAGGUACCGCCCAGCAAAUGUAGCUCAUCCUCCAUCACUGACUCCGGGUAUGAGUGGUAUACUCAUCUGAGAUCCUCCUACUGCUCAACAGCAACCUGUAUAUCUCUGUAUUUUCAUACAUUUAGUGUUUCUUUCCAAGACAACAUAAAGGAAGCAGCUUUGACGUACUCAAGUGCAAACAGUGUCAGAUGUGCUCAAGCUGAGGCUGAGUUACUGGUCAAGAAUGGUGACAAAGUUGCUCUGGUAUUAUUGGUUGGGGUUUUGGCUCAGUGGCCCCUAAGGUCCCUCUAAGUUCUAAGAUUUCAAGUUCAAGUUCUAAGACAGCAUGACAUACGCAAGAGGAUCUGCCAUUCUCUGCAAAUAUUGGCAUGAAAUCUGGAUGCAAAAGCAAUGUCUCAGGAGAGAGGGAGGUACUCUUAACAUAAACUGCCAGACACAGUAGGAUCUCAGGUAUGACUACCAGGGGUCCUUGUCCUGCAUAUCUGUCCUACUGUCUUUUGAAGUAUAUAUGAAAUUCUACCAUUUGAAAUUAAUUGCCUCAGAAUCUGGAGACCUCAGUGCUCAAAAAUAAUCAACUGAAAGGAGAUGAUGUCUAAAAUUUAGAGCUUUUAACUUGUUUCUACCGUAUACUGAAAAUAAUGCCCCUGGAGGCCGGCCCACAUUAUGACUUCCGUGGGCCCUAGGAACUCUUAUCUUUCAGAACCCUUCUACAUUAAAAAAUAUAUAUUUAGACCACACUGAUAUAAAAAUGAAUAUAUUAAUAUUAUAUGUUAAAACAUUUUCUCCAACCUAAAAGUUCAUUAAUUUUCAAUUAAAAACACUUUUGUGGGACUCUAGUAGUAUCGUGGGCCCUAGGCACACCACAGUACCUCCUAUAUCUAAUGAUAAG
Molecule: messenger RNA, 2068 nt
Organism: Trichechus manatus latirostris (Florida manatee)
Lineage: Eukaryota; Metazoa; Chordata; Mammalia; Sirenia; Trichechidae
Gene: CALHM5
Product: calcium homeostasis modulator family member 5
Cellular component (GO): plasma membrane
Molecular function (GO): monoatomic cation channel activity
Source: RefSeq, a predicted model, not a curated record